Protopterus annectens (West African lungfish) is the source of this 784-nucleotide messenger RNA. RefSeq names its product uridylate kinase-like. Lineage: Eukaryota; Metazoa; Chordata; Ceratodontiformes; Protopteridae. The record is from RefSeq and is a predicted model, not a curated record. The transcript is spliced from 4 exons. The coding region runs from base 252 to 629 and encodes 125 amino acids.
CUACUUGUGUCUUACAGCUGUGAUUCAAUUCUCUUUUAGAAAAACUGCAGAGAUGUAAAGUCAUCCUCCUGUUGGGGGGUCCUGGUUCUGGGGUCAAAAUUCAGGCAAAAAACCUGGCAGAAAAAUUCAACUUGCUGCAUAUAUCGUUUGAAGACCUACUACUGGAGAAGGCUGGUAGUGCAACCUCAACAGGUAACCAAAUCAAAGAAGCCAUCAAGAAAGGCAACCCACUGCCUACGGAUGUCAUAGUAAUGGUACUGCUGGAGAAGCUGGUUAAUCACCUUGACACCCACAGGGAUUUCCUCAUCACAGGUUUCCCACAAAACAUUGAUCAGGCAAUGGAGUUUGACAAACAGGCAGUUUGUCCCACCCAUGUGAUUCAUAUUAACUGUAGUACAGGUACCAGGAUGACUCGCCUUCUAAUAAGAAAAGAGUUACAACAAUCCUACAUGAAGGAUGAAGCUUCCUUGAAGAAACGCAUGUAUGAUUACUUCAAAACCAUUGACAGCAUAAUUAAUUACUACAGAAUCUCGAGCCAUGUCAAAGAGAUUAAUGGUGAAAAAGAAUUAGAACGUGUAUUCAAGAAGUGCUGUAAAACCCUCACAUCAGUUCUGAAAUGCAGAUGUUAAGCCUUCAAGAUUACAUCGUAAUCCUCACCCAUUUUUCCCGUACUACAUAUCAUACAUUACAGUACUUGGGAUUCUUAUAAAUACUUUAAAAUGCAAGUAAAGAGGGAACUAAACACAUGGUCCAGUCUUUAAACAAUAAAAAGCUAAUAAAGCUC